GCCCGGUUUGUCGGUCUUCUCCUGUUCACCAUGUUGCUCUCUCGCUGUUUCAAACACAUAUCAUCAACCCUGUCAUGAUCGUUCAUUGGAUACUCCAUCUCAGGCGCUGUGCAAGAGUAUAACCUGUUCCUAUCAAAUCAUUCUAUCCAUCAAUCAAUUGAUCAAUCAACUGUGGGUUCCUCCCGUCCCCAUCCCAUGUGAACCAGCGCGAACCAUGGCGCCUUGUUCCUGGCCGCGUACUCAACCUUUAGCCCAACGGUGUGAUAAGACCUUUUGGAUUUGGAGGGGCGGAAAAACAUCAGCUAUGCCGGACUCCAACUGUCUUCUUCUUACUUUACUACACUACUUUUUGUUCAUUCUAAUGGUUGUUGAUGAUAGACAAUCGCCUCAAUUCUUCUCGCCACCCCAGAAACAUCAUCCAGUAGUCGCUGGCGGCUCGCCAUACGCCCCAUUCGUCUCCACAGUUGGACUUAGGCGUGUUAGCGCGUAUGGGUUCUGGCUGAUCUUCAACUGCAUUGGAACUUAAACCCGCACAUUACCGGGUCCCGACUUGCUUUUCCACGUCAGGUAUGC
This is a messenger RNA of Aspergillus campestris IBT 28561, 573 nucleotides long. RefSeq lists its product as uncharacterized. The record is from RefSeq and is a predicted model, not a curated record. NCBI's taxonomy places the organism in Eukaryota, Fungi, Ascomycota, Eurotiomycetes, Eurotiales, Aspergillaceae. The coding region runs from base 215 to 526 and encodes 103 amino acids. The transcript has a single exon.